GGCCCACCCUUUUGUGCUCUGUUUUUCUGAUAUCGUUUGAUGAACCUUCCGCAUUUUCUUCUGUUAACCAGCAAGAUGGAACAACCUUCCAGCUCUAGCCAGCGUGAGCCUUCAUCUCGUUUCACAAACAAUAAUGACAGAUACUCAUCUGAAGCAGGGCCAUCGAGGCCAAACACUACCACAACCACAACCGAAAAGAGUACUGGUCUUGGAAGCCCACACCCAUGGGAGCACUAUUCAGAUUUUGAGAAUGAUGAUUAUGAUGAUGACUACGAUGGUGAUGGUUCAAGCCUCCGUUCAAAAAACACGAUUUUAGUAAGCUCCCUGCGAACCUUUACUCCGCAACAGGGUACAAUAAGAAAGAGAAAGGCUUCUAGAGGCAACGAAUCACCCUCAAAUGUUGUCAUCGACGAAUCUUGUAUAGAAGCAGUUAUCUCUUCUCCAAAAUUUCGGGCCGUAAAAACCAAAGUCGAACUUCUAGAGAAACAGUAUCCCGAUGACCUACCAUACACAAUUACUUUUGAGUACAACACUCAGAACCUGUUUCUAAAAUGUCAAGAAUGCAACAAGUCACUCAGUCUCUUGAAAGGGGGAGGAAAUAUUGGAAGUCACGCAAGUGGCGUUUUGCAUUCAACGUGCGUCGAUAAACGGCUACGAAAAUUAGAGAUGAAAGGUUUCAAGAGGCAAUUAACCAAAGAAGUUAGGGCACGAGAAUCAGCCUUGAAUUCUUCGUCCGCGUUGACUGCAACAAUGAGACCCCAAAGAUUGCAGCGACAAAAACAGACUUCGAAUCGGAAAUAUUCAGUACUUACGCCGUCAGAAAACUCUGAAUCUACCCCGUCUUCAGAGGAUGAACAACUGCGAUCAAAAAAGCGGUUAUUAGUAGCCCCUCCCCUUACCCAGUCAUCUGCAGACAUUCCACACCCUAAUCUUGAUAGAUUCGAUGAGAUGUUGACGCAGCAUCAAGAGUUUGAGAAGAUAUUAGAAGACUCAAUCAUUGGCAUACAUGUCCGACAAUCAACCCAACACAAUUUACUCGUAGACGAAGUACAAAAGAAGAUAUCGUAUGGUCUUGGGCCCCUUGACAAUCGAGUUACAGCCUUGGAAAAGCAUGUUGAAGAAUCUUACCAAAGCGCACAGCAUAAGGAGCUCACCGAACAGAGAAUAAGCAAGGCGUGGCAUUCCUCAGAAUCUGCACUUCGAGUAGCCAAGAAGCUAGAAGAAGAUGUGAAGGCAAGCGAACAGAAAUCAUCUGCCUGCCUGAACCUAGUGAGGGAACUAGCGGAAGUGGUCAAUCGAAUCGAGAGAUGGAUAUCAACUUCAUCAGAAACCGAUCGAGUUGGUAGAUUAGGGGAUGAAAUCAAAGGAGUCAAAGAAGUGGUGACGGGCAUUCUUCAGCAAAAUAUCCUCGACAAAGUAAACUACUCAGGCAAAGGGCCUCAAAAUGUUAAGGCCUUCCAAUCUCAGCCAGACACUGAUCGAGUUGUUGCAUUGCAAGAAAGAGUUAACACACUCACGACAAAACUUUCCAAUCUGGCUGGUCUUGUCGAAAAGUAUGAAUUGCGUGCCAGUCACAGUAGCACUUUUAACGACGCCACCUUCAUCGAGGAUCUAAAAAAGUCCAAAGGGACGAUGAUGAAGCGCCUGGCUACAUCUGAGGAGCGCUUGGCUGCCUUGGAGGAACAGAACGACAAACUCGUUUUUAAGAUUAAGGAUUUAGAAAAAGGAGAAGAGACGGCAUGAAAAUGGAUGGGUGAUGAGCCGAGACGGAUUGGUGCAAGGAUUUCUUUUAAUGGGCCUUUGGAUAAAAUAAGGACCAGGAUUGAAUUCCAUCCUUGGGAAUAUUUCA
Messenger RNA from Botrytis cinerea B05.10, 1849 nucleotides. RefSeq lists its product as hypothetical. The record is from RefSeq and is a predicted model, not a curated record. The transcript is spliced from 3 exons. Bases 76 to 1743 code for a protein of 555 amino acids. Lineage: Eukaryota; Fungi; Ascomycota; Leotiomycetes; Helotiales; Sclerotiniaceae.